Messenger RNA from Panicum virgatum (switchgrass), 984 nucleotides. RefSeq lists its product as uncharacterized. The record is from RefSeq and is a predicted model, not a curated record. The coding region runs from base 1 to 984 and encodes 327 amino acids. Lineage: Eukaryota; Viridiplantae; Streptophyta; Magnoliopsida; Poales; Poaceae. Gene Ontology annotation, molecular function: zinc ion binding; nucleic acid binding. The transcript has 3 exons.
AUGACAUCUUAUCUCAAGGCAUUGAGUAGAAAACUAUGGAGGGUCAUAAAUGAUGGAUAUGUCAUUCUUGAUGUGAAAAACUUGACACCUGUUGAUGAAGAGAAUGACUUACUCAAUGCUCAAGGUGUGAAUGUGUUGUUUAGUGCUCUUGAUGUUAGUGAGUUCAACCGGGUCAAAGGUCUUACCAAUGCAAAUGAAAUAUGGAAGAAGCUCAUGGAAAUUCAUGAGGGUACAUCAAGUGUGAAAGAGGCAAAAUUGUAUGUGCUCAAAGGAAAGUUUAGUGAAUUUGCCAUGAAGAAAGAAGAAAGUGUGCCCGAGAUGUUCAACCGGUUGAAAGACAUUGUGAAUGAUCUCAAGGGACUUGAAUUUGAUGUACCGGAUGAGUACUUCUCUCACAAGUUUCUUAGAUGUCUUCCUGAGAGAUAUGACACUAUUGUGACUUUGCUAGUAAGAUCAAAUUUGAAGACCACAACUCCCACACAAGUUUUGGGAGAAGUGCUCACUCAUGACAUGUUCAAGAAGUCGCAAGAUCAAGUGCAUGGUGUGACAAAUGAUGAGAAAAUGAAGAGUGUGGCUUUCAAGGCACAAUCCUACAAAGGAGAAAAUGAUGAAGAUUGUAAUGAGAAUGAGUCGGAUGAAGAGAUGGCUCUUUUUGUAAAGAGAUUCAACAAAUUCAUGAGCAAGAAGAGUUAUGGAAGGAAAGGUCAAUAUUCAAAGAAAAAUCCCUUCAUCAACAACAAGUGUUUUGAGUGUGGUGAAGAAGGUCACAUCAUUGUAAAUUGUCUAAACAAGAAAAAUGACAAGAGCAAGAAGGGCAAGAAAGAUGAUGACAAGAAAAAGAAGAGAUUCAUCAAGAGAAAGAAGAAUGGAAUCGCCAUCAAGGAAGCUCCUUCACUCUUCUCCACAUCACAUUACCUUAUGGCAAAAGGUGGUGAAAAGGUGAACUACAAGGCCAAAGGAAGGCAUUGGGUGCUUGAUAGUUGA